AUGAAAGUAGAGGUGGCUAUGACUAUGAUUGCUAAUCAAAAAGAGGCAAGAGGUUUAAAUCAGUAGGGGGGAAAAGAAGAAAGAAUUGUUCCAAAUGAACUCUAAGAAUUACUUAAGAUCAGCCAAACUGAGAGAAAAGAGAAUUUCCAAGAUAAUAUGAGAUAACUAGGACAGAAAUGGCAGAGUAUGACUGAAGAGGAAAAAUAGAAAUAUAAGGAUUAGAUUUGA
Stylonychia lemnae is the source of this 228-nucleotide messenger RNA. Lineage: Eukaryota; Ciliophora; Spirotrichea; Sporadotrichida; Oxytrichidae. The record is from the annotation of a GenBank genome assembly.